This is a messenger RNA of Dimorphilus gyrociliatus, 1441 nucleotides long. The record is from the annotation of a GenBank genome assembly. NCBI's taxonomy places the organism in Eukaryota, Metazoa, Annelida, Polychaeta, Dinophilidae.
AAUGGAUCAUAUUGAACGUCAAUACGUAACAAGUGAAUCGAGCGAUGAGGAUGACGACGACGUAGAGAGUAGGGUAUUUAAAACAGUUGACGAGUUUAUUAGAUAUACAAUCCGCCGAAAAACUAUUAACUCGGAUCUUGCUAGGAAAGCUGCUGAAUCUGUUCAUGAAUUAGUUAAUAUAGAUCUUGACACUGAUAGUCGAACAAGAUUGGUAUAUUACCCCAGUUUAGAAGAUUUAGGGGUUUUAUGGUUAAGAUCUGAAUUAGAAGAAGAACGUAGACAAGCGUCUUUACAGAUUGAAAAUGCUUACAAAUACGUUGAAAACGAACGUUUAAAAGUUCGAGAAAUUUUUGAUAUUUUAUACGACAUUGAAAGUUUGUUUGGCGGAGAUGAGACACAAGAUGCUCUCACGACAGCAAGAAAUAUUUAUGAUAAAAUUAAAAACAUGGAAUACGUGACUACUGGAGUUGGUAGACGUCACGAAGAAGAUCUAAAACUACUAAAAGAUGAGUGUGAACAGCUUAAAAAUAAACUAUUAGAGGAAAGGAAAAUUAAUAGUAGUCAAACAGGGAAGUUAAUGUAUGCUUUAGGUGUGGCAGAAAGAGCCGCAACGAAGAGAAGGAGACGGUUACUGAGAAAUGCCAGUGUUCAAACGGAUAUUCAAAAACACAGGAAUAAGGGUAUUCAAUUUUCUGGAAUGAGUUGUAUAUCAAAGGCUGUUCAGACAGUUGGUUCAUUCGGAGGUAUACAGCAAAAGAAACUAGCUCUUUUAAAUUUAGGAGUAGGCGAUGAAGCAACUCCAACAAGACGGAGCACAGGGUUGCCUCAAUUAAAAAAAGGCGUGAGUUUCAGUCUUCAUGAUGAUAAUUAUCAACUACGAAAGAAUAUUCAUAUGGGUGAAGUUUUACGAGAAACAAAGAAUAUGUAUUGCUUAUCUGAUGAAUUUUUACAAAAGAGAUCAUUACUCUUAAAAGAUAGUAUGAAAUUAAAGAAAACGUCUUUAGCUGAAUUAAAGAACAGUUCCUCAAAUCAUUGGAAAUUAUCAUCUACAAACUUAUCAUUAAGCGAAGAUAUAUCAGAAAAUCGUAAAUCAUUUAUACCACCCAUUGAGGAGACGAUAAGGAAAAGGUUUACAUUAUCAAGUGAGGAUCAAAACGUAAAGAAAAAGGAAAACAAUGAAAAGAGUCGCCAAAAGAAGAUUAUGUUUUCCAAUGGGAUAAAUACAAAGGAUAUAAAAAAGAGAACUACGAAUGAAAUAUGUUUACGAUGUGAACGCCCCCUGACGGCUCCACCACCCUGCCGCUUUCAUCCGCGUUCUAGAUGCAAGCUUGAGCAAUACGACGUAGCGCGAGGUAAAAUACUAAAGGUCGUUCAAGUUUGGGAAUGCUGCCUCCGCGAAUCGACGGCCUCUGGUUGCUGCACGGCCGUCGACCACGUUUAA